Molecule: messenger RNA, 7005 nt
Organism: Polyodon spathula (Mississippi paddlefish)
Lineage: Eukaryota; Metazoa; Chordata; Actinopteri; Acipenseriformes; Polyodontidae
Product: potassium voltage-gated channel subfamily KQT member 2-like
Exons: 18
Coding region: 180-2861 (893 amino acids)
Biological process (GO): transmembrane transport; potassium ion transport
Cellular component (GO): membrane
Molecular function (GO): voltage-gated potassium channel activity
Source: RefSeq, a predicted model, not a curated record
UAGACACAUUGCAGAUCCUUGUGUGCAUUUCAAUUGGCUUUCGGAAAGCAGCAGAGAAGACUGCGCUCCUCCACAACAAAGGGGCUCCACUCCCCAUACACGCCCAUUCUGAAAUGCUCGUAUUUGGUGAAGGUUUGUAAUCAUCCCCAAAUCUUUCCCCAUGACGGUAGACUUUCAACAUGGUGCAAAAAUCCGGCAAUGGUGGAGUGUACCCGGAUCCUGCUGGGGAGAAGAAAUUGAAAGUCGGCUUUGUAGGGUUAGACUCGGCGGCUCCCGACUCUAGCAGGGAUGGGGCAUUGCUCAUUGCUGGUUCAGAAGCUACCAAGCGGGGCAGCAUCUUAAGCAAACCCCGGUCCAGCGUCACUGGUUCAAGAAAACCACCCAAGAGAAAUGCGUUUUAUCGAAGAUUGCAGAAUUUCCUAUACAACGCGUUGGAAAGACCAAGAGGCUGGGCUUUCGUCUAUCAUGCAUACGUUUUUCUCUUGGUAUUCUCCUGUCUGGUCCUGUCAGUUUUCUCAACAAUCAAAGAAUAUGAAAAAAGCUCAGAGAAUGCCCUUUAUAUUCUGGAAAUUGUGACCAUUGUUGUUUUUGGUGUGGAGUACUGUGUGAGAAUCUGGGCCGCUGGCUGCUGUUGUCGUUAUCGAGGAUGGAAGGGGAGGCUGAAAUUUGCACGGAAACCUUUCUGUGUUAUCGACGUCAUGGUGUUGAUCGCCUCCAUCUCGGUGCUGGCUGCAGGCACCCAGGGCAAUGUCUUUGCCACCUCUGCCAUCAGGAGCUUGAGGUUCUUACAAAUCUUGCGCAUGAUCCGAAUUGAUCGCAGGGGUGGCACCUGGAAGCUGCUGGGAUCUGUGGUCUAUGCACACAGCAAGGAACUGAUCACGGCCUGGUACAUUGGGUUUCUCUGUCUCAUCCUCGCCUCUUUCCUGGUAUAUUUGGCUGAGAAAGAAGAUAACAAAGAAUUUGAAACCUACGCCGAUGCACUCUGGUGGGGUCUGAUUACUCUGACUACAAUCGGCUAUGGGGAUAAGUAUCCAAUUACUUGGAAUGGCCGUCUUCUUGCUUCAGCCUUUACACUCAUUGGAGUGUCUUUCUUUGCACUUCCAGCAGGCAUCUUGGGCUCUGGAUUUGCCCUGAAAGUUCAGGAGCAACAUCGGCAGAAACAUUUUGAAAAACGGCGGAAUCCAGCUGCUGGUCUCAUCCAAGCUGCCUGGAGGUUCUAUGCUACCAGUCUUACCAGGACUGACAUGGAGUCGACCUGGAGUUACUAUGAGCGGACAGCGUCAGUUCCCAUGUACAGACUGAUUCCACCACUCAACCAACUAGACCUGCUGAGGAACCUCAAGAGCAAGUCAGGACUCUCAUUCAGGAAAGAUUCGCAGCCAGAGCCUUCCCCCAGUCACAAGGUCAGCUUAAAGGAACGUGUAUUCUCCAGUCCCCGGAGCUCGGGGGCCAAAGGAAAGGGCUCACCUCAGGGCCAGGGCCUCCGCAGGUCCCCCAGCGCAGACAACAGCAUUGAGGACAGUCCCAGCAAGGUGCCCAAGAGCUGGAGCUUCGGAGACCGCAACCGCGCAAGACAAGCCUUUAGGAUAAAGGGGGCCACGUCUCGACAGAACUCAGAAGAGCUGAUUGAGCUGCAGGAUGAAGAAUUCAGAUUGAAGGACUUUCAAGCAAUUGAAGGGUUGAUCAAAGCAAGCCUGCCAGGGGAAGAUAUAGAUGACAAAGGCUGCCACUGUGAGUUUGUGGCACAGGAUUUAACUCCAGGAUUGAAAGUUACAAUCAGGGCCGUGUGCAUUAUGAGAUUUAUGGUUUCAAAGAGAAAAUUCAAGGAGAGCCUGAGGCCUUAUGAUGUGAUGGAUGUAAUUGAGCAGUAUUCAGCUGGCCAUUUGGACAUGUUGGCACGGAUUAAAAACCUACAAUCCAGGAUAGAUAUGAUUGUGGGUUCUGCACCCCCUUCAACUCCCCGGCAUAAGAAGUAUGCAACCAAAGGACUCAAAGAAUCACCCCAGUACUCUCCUAGAGUUGACCAGAUUGUUGGUAGAGGUACUGCAAUAACAGACAAGGAUCGAACCAAAGUGGCCACUGAAGGAGACCACCCUGAGGACCCCAGCAUGAUGGGAAAACUGGGAAAGGUUGAAAAACAGGUGAUGUCAAUGGAAAGGAAGCUGGAUUUCUUGGUGAACAUCUAUGUGCAGAGGAUGGGAAUCCCUCAGUCCGAGACGGAGGCCUACUUUGGAUCCAAGGAGCCUGAACCUGCACCCCCUUAUCAUAGUCCUGUGGACAGCAGGGAACAAAUGGAUAAGAAUGGCUGCAUCACCAAGAUCAUACGCUCCAACAGUUCGGCAGGGCAGAAGAAUUUUGAUGCACCGCCAGAUCCUCCAGGCCCCUGCCCUCCUUCCACAUCAUGGCAGCAACACCCUAUCAGUGAGUACCAACGCCACAGUCAAGGGAACUCGCCUAUCGGGGACCCAUCCUCCUUAGUUAGAAUCCCACCUCCGCCCUCUCAUGACCGCUCUUCAGGGGGCCACAAUGGGAGCAACAGAGGAGGUGCAGAAUACUUGAGGAAUGACGAAGCUACAGGGAAACAUCAUGACAGUGCCCUGAGGGACAGUGACACUUCCAUCUCUAUCCCGUCUGUGGAUCAUGAGGAGCUGGAACGCUCCUUCAGUGGCUUCAGCAUCUCCCAGUCCAAGGAGAAUAUGGAUUACCUCAACAACAGCUAUUAUGGAGCAAUGGCCCCUGGCGCUGCUGUCAGACCCCACAUUGCAGAAGGGGAGUCUGACACAGACUCAGAUAUAUGCAGCCCUUCUGGUCCAUCUCCAAGGUCUGCAACUGGAGACAUGGAGUGGUCCAGGUCAAAAUGAAACUGGGGGACAUCAGUACAUGUUCUGAAUCUGAUUAGCAAAAGUUGAUGUAGCCAUAAGAAUGAUGAAAUUGCCCAGUGGCCCCAACUUUACAUUGAGAAGUUAUGGAAAAGAGAAGUCCCAUCUGCUCAAUAAAUGAACUGUUGUCUUAGAUUUUGACAUGUCUGCUGUGGACCAGGGAACCCAGUUAGUUUUCAAUGUCUGUAAUUUUUUUAAACUUAAAAAAGGGUUCAGGUUAACCUAGGCAGAAGGCACACUUGUUUAGAAUAACACAAUUCUUUAAUCCUUUUCUUGCAUACAUUGUAUUUGUUCGCUUUCAUCCAACGUAGCAAUUAAAAUUACUUCAUAAGCACAGGGCCAGUAGUAUAGUUGCUCCCAUAAUUAGAGAAUGUAUAUCUUUAGAAAAAUAAAGUUAUGGAAGAAUAAGCUACAGUAAUUUCUCAAACUAAAAGACAGAACGUUUACCGGAACUUAUACAUGCCAUAGAGGUUAGCACCUCUUACCAAACUUCCAGAUGUUGUUAUGAUAUAUUAUUGUACAAUCGUACAGUAAUUACUCAUAUAAAUUCUAAAUGUAUUCAAAUCAUCCCAACUGAGGUUGAUGUUGUUAAUUUACUUUUAGUUGCUCAUUAACACACUGAUAUAUUGUAUCUUGAUUGCAAACAUUGUGAAACUGCACACCAGCAAACAUAACAACACUUCCUUUCUUUAGGUCAGGCAAGAUUGUAGACAUACAUCUGUGAGGUGGAUUGACAUUUUCGUCUUGAUCUAACAGUGAACAAGAAUGUCAAUUUACAUUAAACAACACCCAACGAGACUGGAAGACUUACUCUUUUUCAGUUGACAUCAUGAAUUUUUAACUGUCGUGGUUUAUGAUAAAACAAAGUACAGUACAGGAUUGCAAAAGCAAUUUUUAGUGAUAACAAUCCACAAGAUGUUCUCUUAAAAGAUGUAUUAUAAAAAAAUGAUGAUUGAAGACUGUAUAUAGGCACUAUUAAAAAACAAACAACUGGUCUUGCUUUACAUGAAGGAGAAACAGUUGUAACUCCUGUGAAAGUUUGUCUGACAAAAGUUUUUUUUUUUCAGAACAUAAGACUGAAUUUAUUAUUUUAAAAUACUGUUGUAAGGGCAUAACUGAUUGAGUGUCAGUUUUACCAAAGCAUUUUCCUAAGGAAAAAAAAAAAAAAAGUAUUGGCAGCUAGGUUUUGGAAGCUUGUCUGUGAAUGGCAAUGCAUUUACAAUUUACCAAGAACAAAGACGCCCUAAAAAAAUUCUGACAACCUUGAAGUCCUAUAUAAUUUUUGCCUGUAAAAGCAUGCUUUGAGAAAAAUAGUCUGCAUUUGUAACUACUACAUCUAUUCUAAGAUACUCUAAUGUAAUAUCAGACUGCAUUUCUUUAUUAUUUGUUUUUCUAUAAUACUGUUUCAUAUUAUUACAGCAUAGUUCACAAUUGUAUACUAUAAAAGUUUGUCCAGGCAAAUCCAUUUAUCUGUUAUUUUCUUUAAAUAAAUCUAUAAAAUCCCAUGAAAGUGAGUUUAACGAAAAGUGAUCAAAAUACGAAAGAUAUUUUUAUUAAUUGAAUGUAUGCAGUUGAUGAUAUGUAGUACUGGGGAUAAUUAUGGGGAAAACACUUUUAUAAUAAUUAUUAAUUACAUUUUUACAAUUGACUAAAUGUGCGUACGAUAUAAAAAAUACACAACAAUGACUGUGUUAUUGAUAGUAGUGGUACUAGCAUAUUGCAUUUCAGUUCUUCGAGACAUUGACUCAAAGUACUAGCCACUACCUAGUGUAUUCCUUGAAAGGCUGUUGAAGAGCAAUGGAUCUAUAUGGAUGUGACAUCUAGUACAAGCAUGCUUUAAUUAACUAGAGGCGCUAAUUUCCUUUUAGUUAUUUAUUUUUCUUGACUGUGGAACCAAUAAACAACAAGAAGGCUGCGAAUGCAGAAGGCACAGAGAAUCAGUCCAUCCUUCAGGUGGCAGCUAUAGACCCACUUACCUUGUGUGCUUGUUGCUUAUUACUUCAAAUGAAUGUAUCACCUUGCCUUCUCUUGAGCAUUCAAUUCAGCAGUUCUUUUCAUCCUCAGUGCUUUUGCAAAAACUUUUCAGCGAAUAAGUACAAUAUAUGUUGUUCAAUAUCCACUAUGAGUUUACAGAGUUUUACUACAUAUUUGCAAAUAUAUUCCAGCUUUGAGUACCAUGAGGAUUUUAACAGCCAUUGCUAUCUCAAUAUCUCGGUUGGUCUCAUAUUUCCUUAAGAAAGAACUAAACUGAAAAUGGAUAUUAUAUCAAUCCAUCUAAAUUCAAACAAGUCCAUUUCAAGUGGCUCAUGGAAUAUAUUUUAACUUAUUUGUCCUUGAGGUUUCUAUUAUUUUUUUAUGUCUGUCCUUCCACCUCCACACGUUGCUUCAUUAUGCAUUUUCAUUCAUUGCUUCAUUAUGCAGACGCCCUAAAAAAAUUCUGACAACCUUGAAGUCCUAUAUAAUUUUUGCCUGUAAAAGCAUGCUUUGAGAAAAAUAGUCUGCAUUUGUAACUACUACACCUAUUCUAAGAUAUUAUAAUGUAAUAUCAGACUGCAUUUCUUUAUUAUUUGUUAUUUGAAACAGGUCUUUGAAAAUUAAACAAUGAGACUACAGUAGAUGGUGCAAUUCACUGAGCAGUUCAAGGGUGUUUCCAUAAUUAGUUCCUGUACUGUACAUACUAUAUCAAUAUUGUUAUUAAGUAAACUCAAAGUGUAAAUUAAUUUUAGCAUAUUUAUGGAACAUAAUAAUCAUUGUGCUGGAUCAUAAUAAUCAUUGUGCUUUAAAAGUGUGACGCACAGUAACUGCAUACGCAGGGUGUCAUCAGAUUUUGGACAAGUUGAUAAGAAUAGGUAACUGUGCUUUGAGAGGUCCUGGGUUACAUCCCUGGUCACAGACUUAGCCUUGUCUGUAUUAAGCAUUUUGAGCCAACAGUGGCUGCUUGAAUUGGACUAUAGAUUACUGUAAGACAGUUUUUGAAAAUGUCACUACUGGGACUAUGCUGGAUGAGGAGAAAACUCAGCAAUUCAAGUAAGUUUGUUUAAGGAAUAUCAGUUAAAUUUGAUUCCCCAUGAUGCUAGCUAUAAAAUGGGUUUCACUGGCAUCAUUGCUCUAUCCACCUUUCACACUUCUGUUGGGUAAAUUUAUUGAUUGGUUCCAUUCCAAUUAGAAAAAUUUUUUUUACUUUUGUUUACAUUGAUAAAAUUCAAAAGUUAAGAAAUGUGAAAAUAAGAAACAGAAUGUAGGUAACUGCAAACAAAUCAUCAUAGUGUAUGCAUUUGAAGUAUGUUUUUUUACUGAUAACCAUGUUACACAUUCACUUUGUUAAAUGGAUCUUUUAAAUUAUUUUUCUACUGUAUACGAGACAUCAGAUUUCUCCACAGUUGGAGAACAGAAAGUUAAAAUGCUCAAAAGUCGGUUACUUUGCUAGGAAGCCUGACAUAAAAUAAGUAAAUACAUAAAACAUUGAAGUUAGACAUAAAUACCAGCUGUAGUGGUGAUGCUCAUAACACUUGAGUUAAAGGAUGUGUUACGCAAAUUGAUAUAGAAAUGGUGUUAUAAAGAAGGUUAAAACAACGUUAGUCCUGGAUUCAGCCAGCUUAUACAUAUAAUAUUAUUUUUGUCAGUGCUAUACAAAUCUGCACAUCCUCUAUUAAAAUAUAGGACAUAAGAAAAUGCAAAUACUGCUUGAAUGUACUUAUUCUGUAUUCAUUGUUGCCAUCUACUGCCUUGCUUGUUUGCAUUGUUCCCAAAGACUAUUCAGUUGCCUUUGUUGCAAAUGUGUUUACCAUUGUGCAUUUAUAUGCAUUGAUACAGUGUGUUCAAUAAAUAUGUGAACACUACUUGCAAACUGGACCAGCCGGUGUCUCUUUACAUCACUUUGCAUUGGACUUGAUGUCGGUCAUAUGAAGCUCUCCUGUACUUGCAAACUCAUUGAACACUGUAUAUGAUGCACAGCUAUUGCAAUGUAGCAUUCCGUAUCACUGAAUUUGUGGCAGCUGACACAUGCUUAUUUGAUCUGCUUUCUGAGGUUCAGACAAAAGUAAUCACAUUAGGUUUUACAUUUCCAUGUCCUCAUUUUUGUCAUAGGGCUAAUUGUAUAGUUAAAAAACACAAAUAAAAUCAAUAA